UGGGAGGUGGAGAGUACUACAUCAGUAGUUUACUAGCGAUUUUCAAUGAAACGCAUUUUAAAAGAAAUCAAUGCAAUUCCCAUCUACAGAGGGGCAUGAGGAAUCCGAAAAUAAACCUUUGUACGUAUUGACAUGUGCAUGAGCUAGGCAUGGUUGACAUUAGAGGAGACAGCAUGUUAUGUCGUCUGUUCGGUAAAUCUGAUAGUGUAAACGCCAAUAUUCCUCUUUUCUUCAAAUAUAUAUCCAACUUAUGUCAAGAGUGUCAAGUCAUGUGACUCAUACAUACACAACUUAAAAACAAUAAAUUUUAUUUCUAUUCAUAAAAAAACACUGUUUUUUAAUUAAACACCUUAUUAAAGUUCUUAACAUGCCUCAAAAACUAACUUGUGAGGAUUAUAAACACCUUAGUCUUGCAGAAGUUCAUGAACAUCUUGACGAUUUGCAUUUGGAACUUUUAAGUUUAGUUGAACAAUUAGUCCAAUGCAAAGUAACUAUUGAAAAGGUCACAAACGAAGGAAGAAUAAACUGUGCAAAGGCUCGCUAUAUACAAGGACAAACAACAGUUGGAAUAUCAAAAUUACCUACGGAAGAGAGUCAAGAAUUCAAUGCAUUAGUAAGAGUGGAGCAAAUUAAGUCGGAAAGUCCAUGUGCCGAUAAGGAAUUCCAGCUUAAACGUUAUCCGAUCGAUAAAGAAGCAGGAUUUAUUGAUCCAAUUCGAUGGUUUGGUGUUUUAGUUCCCCGGCCAUUACAAAUAACCAAAGAGAAAUUUCAGAGUUCAUUAGAACUUGUUAUUGAAGCUGCCAAUAUUCAAGUUCAAAUGGAUAGUAUUAUGGUUUCUAUAAAGAAACUAAAAGAACAAAAAAGCUUUUUGAAUAAACUCGCUAUUAAAUAAUUAUAUUUUUAAUUGAAUUUAAAAA
This is a messenger RNA of Episyrphus balteatus (marmalade hoverfly), 917 nucleotides long. RefSeq names its product coiled-coil domain-containing protein 115. NCBI's taxonomy places the organism in Eukaryota, Metazoa, Arthropoda, Insecta, Diptera, Syrphidae. Gene Ontology annotation, cellular component: extrinsic component of endoplasmic reticulum membrane. The transcript has a single exon. Bases 368 to 892 code for a protein of 174 amino acids. The record is from RefSeq and is a predicted model, not a curated record. Gene Ontology annotation, biological process: vacuolar proton-transporting V-type ATPase complex assembly.